CGUCGCUCGCGCUGCUGCUGGCGCUCGGCCUGCACACGCACGGCGGCUUCGCGCGCGCCUGGCUCAAGUGGCAGCGCCUCGACAUCUACGACGAGGCCUGUACCAUCCAAGCACCGGACAUCAUGACCAAAGUGUUCCGGCCACCAGAGAAUUGUUCCAUGUGUGUUGGUGUGCACCAUGUAGAAAAAGUCGAUAACAUUUCACCAGCCGACUUCGAAGAAAAAUACGCGUACACUGGAAAACCGGUAGUUGUGACUGAUGCGAUGGAGAACUGGACUGCUCCAGAGGUGUUCGACUUCGAGUUCUUCAAGAGUAUUUAUGACGAGAGAAACGUACGAGGCUGCCAGUUCUUCCCGUACGAAACGGAAUUCAAGCGCUUGGAGGAAGUGUUCGACAUGAGCGAAGACAGAGCAAAGAUGAGGGAUGGCACCAAACCUUGGUAUGUUGGCUGGAGUAACUGCGAUGAUCGUAUCGCUCGUAUCCUGAGGGAGCACUACACGCGCCCCUACUUCCUGCCCCCAACUGCGGAGAACAAGAACACUGACUGGAUAUUUAUCGGGAGCCCCGGCUACGGGGCCCACAUGCACGUGGACAACGUGGGACAUCCGUCAUGGCAGGCGCAGCUGAGGGGCAGCAAGAAGUGGACGCUGCAGCCGCCUCCCGAGUGUUUCUACUGCUGCGACACGCUGCAAGUUGUUGUCGAACCCGGAGAGAUAAAUGCACCUGGUACAAAUGUAAAUGCCAAAUUGGAACAUAAAAUAUCAGAAUAUACCCAUGAUAUACCAUAUGGCAAACAUGAGUGACUAAAAUCAUUUAUCGUCAGUGAACCACAAUGAGUAUUGGGGACUUAAAAGGAG
Schistocerca cancellata (South American locust) is the source of this 857-nucleotide messenger RNA. RefSeq lists its product as uncharacterized. The record is from RefSeq and is a predicted model, not a curated record. Bases 123 to 803 code for a protein of 226 amino acids. The transcript is spliced from 7 exons. Lineage: Eukaryota; Metazoa; Arthropoda; Insecta; Orthoptera; Acrididae.